AUGUAUUUCCGCAACCUUUUCCUCUCCCUCUUCCUGGUCCUCGCCGUCGGUUUCGCCUUGGUCCAGGCUGAGGAGGCCAAGCCUCGUGGUCCCAAGAUCACUAGCAAGGUAUACUUCGACAUCCAGCAUGGCGACGAGUCUCUCGGUCGCAUUGUGAUGGGUCUGUACGGCAAGACUGUCCCCGAGACUGCGGAGAACUUCCGUGCUCUGGCUACCGGCGAGAAGGGCUUUGGCUACCAGGACUCGACCUUCCACCGUGUUAUCAAGGACUUUAUGAUCCAGGGAGGUGACUUCACCAAGGGCGAUGGCACCGGUGGCAAGUCCAUCUACGGCAACAAGUUCGCUGAUGAGAACUUCAAGAUCCGCCACACCCGCAAGGGUCUUCUGAGCAUGGCCAACGCCGGCAAGGACACCAACGGCUCCCAGUUCUUCAUCACCACCGCCAUCACCUCGUGGCUGGAUGGCAGGCACGUCGUGUUCGGCGAGGUCCUCGAGGGCUACGACAUUGUCGACAAGAUCCAGAACGUCGCCAAGGGCCCCGGCGACAAGCCCAAGGACACCGUCAAGAUCGUGAAGAGUGGCGAGCUGGAGAUGGAGGAGGACUCCGAGGACAAAGAAUACGAUGACGACGAACCGCAAGUCAGCACAGAAGUUCCCACGGAGGAGUCCAAUAUGCCCUUCUACUCGAUGCGACCGGUGUGGUACCUGCUGGUGAUCGUUGCCGUGGUGGGCGUCUACCUUGUCCGCCGCAACGGCCAGCAGCGGAAUGAGAAGGAGUUUGACGCUUAG
This is a messenger RNA of Penicillium cinerascens, 789 nucleotides long. Its product is annotated as peptidylprolyl isomerase. Gene Ontology annotation, biological process: protein peptidyl-prolyl isomerization; protein folding. The record is from RefSeq and is a predicted model, not a curated record. Bases 1 to 789 code for a protein of 262 amino acids. Lineage: Eukaryota; Fungi; Ascomycota; Eurotiomycetes; Eurotiales; Aspergillaceae. Gene Ontology annotation, molecular function: peptidyl-prolyl cis-trans isomerase activity. Gene Ontology annotation, cellular component: endoplasmic reticulum; fungal-type vacuole. The transcript is spliced from 7 exons.